GAGAGAUGAGACUCUCGGCAGCAGGAAUUGGACUAGCGAGAUGACGCCAUGAUGUUCGUUCAGGUUUUUUGAGCAGGUUUGCCAUUUUUCGAGAAAUCGAGAUUCUUCUGGUCUUUGAACGUUUGAACUAAUUUGAAGUUGAACCGACUGUGAUUUUAAUUUUUGAUCAUCAACAGUUUCAAGUUUGAUUUUCAGUUUUGUACCUACGUGAAUUAAAUAAUUCAAUGACAUCGCGUUGGGUGAUUUGAUUUUAUUGUUGUUAUUGUUAUUAAAUUGAUCGGUGUCGUGAGUAGAGUGCAACUAAAAAAUGUAAAUAUUUGAGUUGGUAUCAAGAAGAGUGAAGAACAUUAUUCAAACCUUUUUUAUUACUAAGCGUUGACUCAUACCUUCAAUCAUCAUUAGUAUUAGUUGUUUAAUUUAAUUUAAUUUAAUUCAAAUACCUAUAAUUCAACAUGCCAUCUUGGAGCGAUAAAGUCAAUCUAAAAUCCUGCCUUUGGUUUGAAGGCGAAGAUAAGAGUAACUCAGCUGCAGCCAUACUAGCUGGUAUUUUAUUCUCUGUCGGAUGGUGGUUAAUGAUCGAUGCCACUUUCGUGUAUCCUGCAGCAAUCAGUAGUGGUCAUUAUGUAUGUGGUAUUCUAGGUACGAUAUCAUUGAUCAUGGUAAAUUCAGUUUCCAAGUCGCAAAUUCAUGGAGAUGGAAAUUAUGCCGGAGGAUAUUUCGGUCCUAAUGGAGCUCAAUUAUGGUUCUUUGUCGGUUUUGUAUUGGGAUUCUUGUCAGUUAUUGCUUCAUUUUUAAUUUUUGCCGACUUGGUUCGGCGUUCUAAAGAGAAAGUGCCAGGAGUUGAAUUACUCUUGCAGAAUAUUCUCAUCCUCGCCAGCUCUAUAAUUUACAGAUUUGGACGAGUUGAAAAGAACACGUGGUGAAUCAAUCAAUUAAUAGGUACCUAUAAUACGGUGAAUUUUUUAUACGUUCAUUUUUCAUCAAUUCUAGAUUCAAUAAUCAAAAGAUAUGUUCCUUGAUCUCACCUAAUGUAGUAUAUAUUUCUGUUCUUCAAUGAUAUAUAAUUUAUUUUGCACCAAGAAGUAUAUUUAUUGUUCGACUUACAAUUUUUCUCCAACAGUAAUUUUUAUUUUAUUAACACCAAGGGCUUUUCAUAAGGGAGGCAGCACUAAUGGAUGAUUUGGAGAGGUUUUUUAUCGAAAAGCUGCGUAUUCCGUAUGUAACGAAGCAGUCUGCUACAAAAUUGUGAAUUUUCAGUGAACAAUUUUUCAUUGUAGCUCUUCUUAUUUGCUUUUUCACCUUGGGUGGGAGGGGGGAGGAGGCGAGGAUAUGUACCAUAAUGAGAAAAUUUUCACACGUUAUAAUUGCGUAAGUACUUGACGUUAUCUAUGGCGUCACAAAAACUGUUGGCUGAUAAAAACAAAGUAGAAAGAGUUUAGCAAUGUUUACUAUUUAGAGUUGAAGAAAGUGACUUGGCAGAUACAAAGGAGUCUUAUGUAUAGCGUAUUACGCAACACAUAAGAUACCUUUCUAAAUAACGUGGAGGGCUGAAUUAUUGAA
Planococcus citri (citrus mealybug) is the source of this 1560-nucleotide messenger RNA. Its product is annotated as transmembrane protein 50B-like. Gene Ontology annotation, biological process: protein targeting to vacuole; late endosome to vacuole transport via multivesicular body sorting pathway. Lineage: Eukaryota; Metazoa; Arthropoda; Insecta; Hemiptera; Pseudococcidae. The record is from RefSeq and is a predicted model, not a curated record. The coding region runs from base 453 to 923 and encodes 156 amino acids. The transcript has 4 exons.